UAGAAAAGCAAAGGAAAUGGAGAAAAAGAUCAGUGGCUGAUGAUGGCUAGUAAAACAAACAGCACUAUCAAUGUCUGAACAGUAGGUUCUAAUAGGAAAGAUUAUUGUGUGCAGUGUUUUUUUCUUCUUAUUUUGGUUUUAGUCUGAAAUGUUUUAACUAACUGGAUCUGGAUAUAGUAAAGACUAGAGAAAGAGAAGGAGCUGUAAACUAUGUGAGGGUGAGUUUGUUGUUGCUGUUAGGAUGUCUCUGCUCUUUCAUUUGUUGUGGUGGACCUUUGUCUUGAGUGUUCUCUGGCAAGUUUAGGAUUGGAAAGUGCAUCUACUGGUCUAGUGAAUGACAGCAUCAGUCUUGGAGAAUUUGAAAUGGUUAAGUAAUUGAAGCUAGGCAGUAGUUUUAUUUUGCUUAAUGCAAUAUGCUGUGUGCAUGUAUUUAUGAAUAACUGGUUAAGACAUUUACAUUUCUCAAUAUUAUGAUUUUACACUAAUGAUACGCCCCUUUGCUUUGGCUUAAUCUGUGAAGCAGUUUAUCAGACUGCAAUGGGAAUUGGGUCAGCUGACUAAAACUUCUUCAGUAAUGUUGUAGGAAGACUGUCACAUUUGCAAAAAAAAUUGCAUUGGAACUGAUUUUAACAAAUUAAAGUUUAUAGAUAGUGGAGAAGAAAGUUGAGACAACUUUACAAUUUCCAUUGAGAUUUCCCUUUAUAGUUCAUGAUGUUACUUUCCAAAUCUCACAGUUUACACAGGGUCUCCUAUUUCCAGAGCUUAUUUGUUUUUUUAACUUGUGUGUAUUUGGCUCCCAGGGACAGGUAGUAAUGUGGUGAGUGCUGUAGUUCAUUCAUUCAUGAAUUGAGGCUGCCUCUAGGGAGCACUGAGAGUCUGUGAGGCACCAUACCAGUGAGACAGUGACUCAGUCUAGGCUGAGCUCUUGUGGUGCUUCUCCGUGGUCUGACCUCGGCUCCAGAGCAUGUGCCAGUUUCAGAGGAGCUCCACAUGAGAUCCUGAAGCCUCCUGUGUUUCAGUGAGGAUUGUGACAGCAGAAGGAGAAGCGCAUUGAAAUCAGCUCAUGCAACGGGACUCGGCGAGCUCAAACAGGACGGUAAAUCCACAUAAUAGUCAACUCUGAAAGUCUGCUGUCUUAGACAUUGUUCCUCUUUAAAGUGUGCCAUGAGGGUAGAAUGUUUGAUGCUGGUUGCCUUAUUGGUGCUGGAAUAUGUGUGUCGGAGUGAAGCCAUGUCCACCUGUAAGUCACUGGACUUGGAGCUGGUGAAGAGGAAACGCAUUGAGGCCAUCCGUGGACAGAUACUGAGCAAGCUGCGGCUGCCCAAGGAGCCAGAGAUUGACCAGGAGGGAGACACUGAGGAGGUCCCAACCUCCCUGAUGUCCAUCUACAACAGCACAGUGGAGCUGAGUGAGGAGCAGGUGCACACAUACAUACCGCCCACUCCGGAUGCAGAAGAGGAGGCAUACUUUGCAAAGGAGGUCCACAAGUUCAACAUGAAACAAAGUGAGAACACCAGUAAGCACCAGAUGCUCUUCAACAUGUCAGAGAUGCGGUCAGUAUUGGGGACUGAUCGACUGCUCUCUCAAGCUGAGCUCCGUCUCCUCAUCAAGAACCGUGGCAUGUCCGACAGCAGCGAGCAGAGGCUGGAACUCUACAGAGGUGUUGAAGAUGAGGCACGUUACCUGAAGUCCCAUUUUGUCUCCAAGGAAUGGGCCAAUCGCUGGGUGUCCUUUGAUGUUACAGAGACUCUGAGGGAGUGGCUGCAAGGGGCUAGAGAGGAGCAAGGGUUCCAAUUGAAGUUGCCUUGUGAUUGUGGGAAACAAAUGGAAGAAUUCCUCUUCGAAAUAUCAGGGAUGUUCAAGCGAAGGGGAGAUAAAGAAACUCUCUUCACGAACAUGCCAAAGCCUCACAUUUUACUGAUGUCACUUCCUGUGGAACGCCACAGCCAGCUUAGCUCUCGGAAGAAAAGACAAACCACUACUGAAGAGAUCUGCUCAGACAAUUCAGAGAGUUGCUGUGUGCGAAGGCUUUACAUUGACUUCCGUAAGGACCUGGGCUGGAAGUGGAUCCAUGAACCCACUGGCUACUUUGCUAACUACUGCAUGGGCCCCUGCACCUAUAUAUGGAACACAGAGAACAAGUACUCCCAGGUACUGGCUCUGUAUAAGCACCACAAUCCUGGAGCCUCUGCACAACCCUGCUGUGUUCCACAGGUCUUGGAGCCCCUACCCAUUCUCUACUAUGUGGGUAGACAACACAAGGUGGAGCAGUUGUCCAAUAUGAUUGUUAAGUCCUGCAAGUGUAGCUAGAAUUACAUAUAUCUCCAUUUUCUUAUUCAUCGUAUUUCCUUGUACUCAUGGAGAUACAAAAAGUGGAUGAGCGGUCCUAGGGAAAAAUCUGGAUGUAGUCAAGAUAUAAUUUCCAAAGGUUCAUAAUAUUAUUUGACAUGUUUCCUAGCAGAGGAUUUCCCUAUUCAAUGAUUUGUGGAUGUUUUUAUUUUGUAUUUUAUUUUUAUAUAUAUAGUGGUUUAUGAAGUUCUUUAAAUAGUUCUUUAGAUUUUCCAAUGUCCUGGGUGUGUCAAUAGUCUUGUCUUAUUGUCAUUGUGUUUCAGUAUUUACAGUGCAUUCGGAAAGUAUUGAGACACCCUCCCUUUUUCCACAUUUUGUUACGUUACAGCCUUAUUCUGAAAUUGAUUAAAUUAUUAUUUUUCCUCAUCAAUCUACACACAAUACCUGUAAAGAAAAAGGCCGUCCCGCUCCUCUCCACUCUACCUAACUUCCCCUCACAGUCCCUUCAGUUUCCCUUAAAUCCCGUUAGUUUGGCUGCUCAACCUACCUAAGUUAUCCCUCACCCAUCAUAGCCCUGCCAUUCCCAACCAAUCAGAGUGCUUGGAAAGGGGCAUCUGGACACUGCACCCACCCACUCAGGUCAGAGCGUUAUUGUGGUAAAUUCAAUUGAUUGGACAUGAUUUGGAAAGGCACACACCUGUCUAUAUAAGGUCCCACAGUUGAC
Messenger RNA from Coregonus clupeaformis (lake whitefish), 3013 nucleotides. RefSeq names its product transforming growth factor beta-1 proprotein-like. The coding region runs from base 1165 to 2310 and encodes 381 amino acids. Gene Ontology annotation, cellular component: extracellular region. NCBI's taxonomy places the organism in Eukaryota, Metazoa, Chordata, Actinopteri, Salmoniformes, Salmonidae. The transcript has 7 exons. Gene Ontology annotation, molecular function: cytokine activity; type II transforming growth factor beta receptor binding; growth factor activity. The record is from RefSeq and is a predicted model, not a curated record. Gene Ontology annotation, biological process: BMP signaling pathway; regulation of cell population proliferation; transforming growth factor beta receptor signaling pathway.